Molecule: messenger RNA, 1868 nt
Organism: Brachypodium distachyon (stiff brome)
Lineage: Eukaryota; Viridiplantae; Streptophyta; Magnoliopsida; Poales; Poaceae
Product: putative ankyrin repeat protein RF_0381
Exons: 11
Coding region: 80-1408 (442 amino acids)
Molecular function (GO): protein binding
Source: RefSeq, a predicted model, not a curated record
CCUCCUCCUCCGCUCCCUCCCUCUUCCCGCCCUCUUCCUCCAAACCCCAGCCCAAAACCCUACCUCCCUCCGGCGGGCCAUGGCGCCGCAGCCGCCGCUCCAACCACCGGCCGCCUUCGACGACUACGGCCUCCCUCCCUGUGACCCCACCCUCACCUCCUACUUCGACCAGGGCUUCCUCAAGGCCGCCUACGACGGCGACCUCAGCGACGUCAGGAAGGGGGCGAAGGUGGUGGGGCGGGGCUUGGAAGGCCGCCGCCUCGCCGAGAGGCUGGGCGCCGUCAGGGACGGGAUCGGCAUGGGCCUGCUCCACUCCGCCGCGCUCGGCGGCAGCCUCCCGGUCUGCCGCUUCCUCGUCGAGGACCUCCGCCUCGACAUCGACGCCGCCGGCCCGCACGGCGAAACACCUCUGACCUUUGCGAUGGGCAUUCAGAACGUGGCUAUGGUGCGUUACAUUCUUGAGCAAGGUGCUGAUCCAGAGAAGGCCAACGCCAAAGGGAGUACUCCUCUCCAUUUCGCCACUGGAAUAGGAAACCUUGAAAUCGUAGAGCUCUUACUUUCCAAUGGAGCUUGUGUCAAUGGAUUAAGUCUUGGUGGGACAGCAUUACAUGCUGCUGUCCAUGAUGGGCGGGAUGAUAUUGUGAAGGUUUUGCUGGACAACCAUGCAGAUCAUAAGAUAACUUUGAGUGGUACUGGUUAUACAGCUCUUGUUAUUGCUACUAUGGUGGGCUCACUGAAAUGUGUGAAGCUCCUGCUUGAGGCCGGUGCUGAUGUGGAUGGCAAAUCUAAUGAGACGCCCUUAAUGUUUGCUGCCAGUACUGGUGGCUUAACUGACAUCCUGAAGUGCUUAGUCCUGGCUGGUGCAGAUGCUAAUGUUACUGACAGUUUAGGACGUGCUCCUAUAGAAAUUGCUGCACGUUCUGGUAGGCGUAAAGAUGUGGAGAUCCUAUUUCCGGUCACUUCACGUAUUCCUAGUAUAUGUGACUGGAGUGUUGAUGGAAUUAUUAGUCAUGUAAAAUCAGUGUGCCCUCAGAAGAAAGCAAUGCUUGCUACUGCAAAAUUUAAAGCACAUGAGGCGUUCAAGAAUGGGAACUAUCUUGUUGCAGCAGGAAUUUACAAAGAGGCAGUGGAACUUGACCCUCACAAUGCAACUUUGCUUGCGAAUAGUAGCCUAUGCUUUCUUCGCUUCGGUGAUGGGGUACAGGCCUUGAAGGAUGCUCAAGCUUGCAGGAUGAUGCGACCUGGGUGGUCAAAGGCCUGCUAUCGUGAAGGAACUGCCCUAAUGUUACUGAAGGAGUAUGGAAAGGCAUCUGGUGCAUUUCUUGAUGGUCUUAAAUUGGAGCCAGGGAAUGUCGAGAUCGAAGAUGGAUUACGGGAGGCCAUGAAAGCCUUGAAGAUGUCCUCGUAGUAUGCCUGAGUGAGAUUAGCUGGAUCGGCACCAGCAAGUAGAUCGAUGUGAGGAACUUGUAUGUACUUUCCUGAUGUGCACUGCUCACCGAAGAAACAGAGAUGCCCUGUUUUUCUGUUCCGCUUAGGGCGUAACUGAAGGCUUUUGAAUGAGACAAGUUUGUUAGGUUAACUGUCGAAUGCCCUUUUUCUUAUCAUCAUUCGCUGGAUCAUGAGAAAUUUUGAAGUCCCUCGCCUCACCAGUUGCUCGAGACCUUAUUGCGACCGCAAUUUCCAGCGCAAAAGCUCUUAUGUAUAGAGGAGAAUUUUAUGUUCCGUUGGUAUGGAAAAUGUUUCUACCGUAGACAGCUCCUCCAGGCGGGUGUAAUGUCUUUACAACCUCCGAACUGAGAAUAUUGUACAUCUGCUAGGUGUGGAUGGAGUGAAUGCCUCUGGUUGAUGAGUUUUUUUUUUGUUUGAAA